Messenger RNA from Plasmodium fragile, 1956 nucleotides. RefSeq lists its product as uncharacterized. The coding region runs from base 1 to 1956 and encodes 651 amino acids. Lineage: Eukaryota; Apicomplexa; Aconoidasida; Haemosporida; Plasmodiidae. The record is from RefSeq and is a predicted model, not a curated record. The transcript has a single exon.
AUGAAGUGUCAUCCCCUCGUGCUGCUGACUUGGGCGCUCCUCUGCUUGUGCAGGAAGGGUAGCUGCAUUGGUGGCAAUGGCGCAGCACGCACGAGACCGCGGCGGGGGUUCAUUCACGUGGGGAAGCAUUAUAAUGGGAGCUACGUAGGGAAGAGACUGCCUUACCGUGGCCACCCAUACCAUCGCCACCUGAACAGCGCGAGCGCGGGCGAAGGGUUCUCCAACACCGUCCACCACGACGUGAAGAAAAACACGCAAAACUACUCCGAAGAUGGCUCGCCAGCGUCUUUUCACAAAUACAUUGAAAAUAUGAAAACGAGAAAAAACGUGCACCCAAGUAUACGCAUAACCGAUUUCGAUAAAAAAUUCAUCAAGUGUAAAGAGAAUUAUAACAGGAGGUACUCUCACCUGAAGGACAGCGAGCUAUUUGCAAAUUUCCAUUUCGUGGGUAGACAAAAAAAGGGCAUUACAUCACCCAAAUAUUAUUUACCCAAAUACGUGGACAGACCAAAUUACCACCGGACCGGUACCCCUGUACAUGUGCCAUAUGACGAUGGGAGCCAAAUGAGUAGUACUAAUAAAAAAAGGAAAUUGCCCCACCACCCGUAUAAUAAUAUAAAAAGUGAAGAACAUAUUGAAACGAUUCGAAGUAAUUGUCUCUUCGCUCGAGAACUGAUGGAUGAUGUAUCUUAUAUUAUAAGCGAAGGAGUUACAACCAACGACCUAGAUAUAUACAUUUUGAAUAAAUGUAUUAACAAUGGUUAUUACCCCUCUCCUCUGAAUUACCACCUGUUCCCCAAGAGCUCAUGCAUAUCCAUUAACGAAAUACUUUGCCAUGGGAUCCCGGACAACAACGUCCUGUAUGAAAACGAUAUUGUUAAGGUAGAUAUAAGUGUUUUUAAAGAUGGGUUUCAUGCGGACAUGUGUGAAAGUUUCCUUGUUCCAAAAUUAACAAAAAAUGAAAAAAAAAAAAAAAAAAAAUUUUUUGAAUAUAUAUAUUUAAAUGAUAAACUCAAGACCAAAUACACUAAAUUUAUUUUCAAGUACAAUUUUGACCUCACUACUAAUAAGGUCGUGAAGACAGGAAAGCAAUGUUCCAUAAGAAGAAUCAAAUACGAUCCACCCAACUCGAAAGACUCUCCCUUUCAGCAACACGAGUCCUAUGACGAUAAUACCAAUUCAGUGUUCGCCCACGGUAGCAACUUGGACCGGUACGACGCCGCAAACGAGGACGAUUAUUACAACCCUGAAGAAGGGUGCUUCCCUACCCAUGAGAAUGGAGCGGCGCGGGUUGUGGGAGAUGACCUGGACGAGCUAGAAAUGUUCCACCGCCAAUACGACGAGCAUGUCAUUUAUAACAAACAGCAAAGCAGCCAAACGUACGAUAAUAUUCAAAGGUACUUAUAUAACAAAACGAGAGGGCCCCCCCAACAUAAUAAUAACAGGUUCGCCUUUUUCGAGAAAAGGAAGUUUGGUGUAGAGGAAUUCAAACAUUACAUGUAUAAAAAAAAUAUGGACCUCAUACGAACUGCACAUGAGUGUACCAUGGAGGCCAUCCGGGUUUGUAAAGCAGGGGUCCCUUUCAGUGCCAUAGGAGAGGCAAUAGAAAAUCACCUACACAAAAAAAAUAACAGCCAAGUACAUUAUGCAGUCGUCCCCCAUUUGUGUGGACAUAACAUUGGAAAAAAUUUCCAUGAAGAACCUUUUAUUAUUCAUACACGAAAUAAAGAUAAUAGACUCAUGUGCGAAAAUCUCGUGUUUACCAUUGAACCCAUCAUAUCUGAGCGACCCUGUGACUUCAUCAUGUGGCCAGACAACUGGACUCUCUCCAAUGCCAGGUAUGUCUUCUCCGCUCAGUUCGAGCAUACCAUCGUGGUGCGCAAGGACGGGGCGGAAGUACUCACCGCCAAAACGGACCGCUCCCCAAAGUUCAUUUGGGAGUGCGAACAGGCCUAG